AGGUUUUCUAACAUCAUCCUGUCCUGUGUCCUCAGCAAGUGCAGGAGCUAUGGCGACCUACAAGUUAAUGCGAAGCAGCUUAGGGCUUUUAAACGGUCUAAAAUGUCAUUUUAAAUGUGUGGGUCAAACCCAGUAUGGCGUGUUUACUCAGUCGAAAGUGCUGCAGAACGCAAGAUGCUAUUCCUCAAGCCACAUGUCCGUGCAGGAGAGAAUUGAGCAGAAACGGCAGGCAGCGCUGACAGGAGGAGGACAGUUGAGAAUAGCAGCACAGCACAAACGGGGUAAACUGACAGCGCGCGAGAGAGUGGAGCUCCUGUUGGACGCGGAUUCGUUCGUGGAGUAUGACAUGUUUGUGGAACAUCGAUGCUCCGACUUUGGCAUGGAGGCAGAUCAGAAUAAGUACCCAGGAGACAGCGUAGUAACCGGACAGGGACGGAUCAAUGGCAGACUGGUCUAUGUUUUUAGCCAGGACUUCACAGUGUUUGGAGGCAGUUUAUCAGGAGCUCACGCUCAGAAGAUAUGCAAGAUUAUGGAUCAGGCGAUGUUGGUGGGUGCUCCAGUGAUUGGUCUCAAUGACUCUGGUGGAGCCCGCAUUCAGGAAGGUGUCGAGUCUCUUGCAGGAUAUGCUGAUAUUUUCUUGCGUAAUGUGAUGGCCUCAGGCGUUGUUCCUCAGAUCUCUCUCAUCAUGGGUCCGUGCGCAGGUGGAGCUGUCUAUUCACCUGCUCUCACAGAUUUCACUUUCAUGGUGAAGGACACGUCCUACCUUUUUAUCACAGGCCCAGAUGUGGUAAAGUCUGUUACAAAUGAAGAUGUUACCCAGGAGGAGCUUGGAGGAGCAAAAACCCACACAGCUGUGUCAGGUGUUGCUCAUCGGGCCUUUGAGAAUGACAUUGAUGCCCUUUUGAACUUGCGAGACUUUUUCAACUUUCUUCCACUUAGUAAUAAAGAUUCAGCUCCAGUUGUUGAGUGCCAUGACCCUCGAGACCGGCUGGUUCCUGGUUUGGAUACUGUUGUUCCUUUUGAAAGCACAAAGGCCUAUGACAUGUUGGAUAUUGUUCAUGGUAUAGUAGACGAGAGGGAAUUCUUUGAAAUUAUGCCCAACUACGCCAAAAAUAUUGUGGUGGGGUUUGCCAGGAUGAAUGGCCGGACGGUGGGCAUAGUAGGAAACCAACCAAAAGUGGCGUCUGGCUGUUUGGACAUAAAUUCAUCUGUUAAAGGUGCUCGCUUUGUACGAUUCUGUGACGCCUUCAACAUUCCCAUCAUCACAUUUGUGGAUGUGCCUGGAUUUCUGCCAGGCACAGCUCAAGAGUACGGCGGCAUCAUCAGACAUGGAGCCAAGCUGCUGUAUGCUUUUGCAGAAGCAACGGUUCCAAAAAUCACUGUCAUCACUAGGAAGGCUUACGGAGGUGCUUAUGAUGUGAUGAGCUCCAAACAUUUGAGAGGAGACGUGAACUACGCCUGGCCAACUGCUGAGGUCGCAGUGAUGGGUGCAAAGGGUGCUGUUCAAAUCAUCUUCAGAGGAAAGCAGAACCAAGCGGAGGCUGAAGCUGAAUAUGUGGAGAAGUUUGCCAAUCCCUUCCCUGCUGCUGUCAGAGGCUUUGUGGAUGACAUCAUUCAGCCCUCCACCACCCGCAGGAGGAUAUGCAGAGACCUGGAGGUCCUGGCCAGCAAGAAACAGACCAACCCCUGGAAGAAACAUGCUAACAUUCCCUUGUAAAUCUCACUAGAACACUAGCUUUAGAGCAGGGGUGCCCAAACUCAGUCCUGGAGGACCGAUGUCCUGCAGAGUUUAGUUCCAACCCCAAUUAGACACAACUGAAUCAGCUAAUCAAGCUCUUUCUAGGUAUACUAGAAACUUCCAGGCAGGUGUGUUGAAAGAAGGUGGAGCUAAACUAUGCUGGACACCGGCCCUCUAGGAUCGAGUUUGGGCACCCCUGCUUUAGAGCAUUUCACAACAGCAUCUGUGGUUAGACUAGAGAAAACAUCAUGAUUUCACAUGGUUCCUUGUGCCUUAUUCCCGUCCGUAUGCAUUAUUUAAACAUUCUCCAAUCAAUAAAACACUCCCACGGUUCAUGAUUACACAUUU
Danio rerio (zebrafish) is the source of this 2086-nucleotide messenger RNA. The record is from RefSeq and is a predicted model, not a curated record. Lineage: Eukaryota; Metazoa; Chordata; Actinopteri; Cypriniformes; Danionidae.